Messenger RNA from Pomacea canaliculata, 8332 nucleotides. RefSeq lists its product as uncharacterized. Gene Ontology annotation, cellular component: SCF ubiquitin ligase complex. The transcript has a single exon. The coding region runs from base 289 to 1713 and encodes 474 amino acids. NCBI's taxonomy places the organism in Eukaryota, Metazoa, Mollusca, Gastropoda, Architaenioglossa, Ampullariidae. Gene Ontology annotation, molecular function: protein binding. The record is from RefSeq and is a predicted model, not a curated record. Gene Ontology annotation, biological process: intracellular signal transduction; proteasome-mediated ubiquitin-dependent protein catabolic process.
GGGUUGGGGGAGGUGGCUGCCGUACGGGCCUGGCAUGCCUGGCAUGAAGCACGUGCUCUGUAGUGAAUGGAGGACGGGGAGAAUGUGAGUGGAGGGAGGGACUAGACGGCAAGUGUGGGGGGGAUGAGGGAUGGAGUGAGGUGGGAAUGGAUGGAGGGCCGGGCAGGCUGUUGAUUAGAUUUCCCGUUGCCUCCUUUGUUGAGCCGAGCUCUAUAAAAUGGUCUGUGGGCAGAAAAGGGCAUCGGACUGACGAGCUCAUCCCCCUCCCUACAACCCUGGCCCGGGGUAAUGCCGGGUGCAGGGCCCUGGUUUUCAUGCACGCCGCACGUCAGCAGUUGCAGUAGUAACGGUGGAGAAGGCAGCGGCGGCGGUGGUGGUGGUGGUGGUUGCCCAGCAAUAACAACAGCAGUUGCUGCAGCAGCAGCAGCAGACGUACACGCCGUGGUCGCAGAAGCAGCCGGCAGGCCGGCAGAAGAGUGCUGCGUGCUGCAGCCUCGCUGUGCGUCGGUUGCCGCCAUCGCAGGCUCUGUGCUGGCCGGCCAGACGCCACAGUCUGUAGCACUACCUGGCCAGUCCCGCCGUGUGUACCAUGACUUACCGCAGCAGCAACAUCAACAACCACGCAGGCGGCAGCAAGAUGAGAUCCUGGUUCGAGCAGACGUGUUUCUGUACCAUCUCCUCCUCACUCACAAGUAUGGCAUGAAUGGAGAUAGGCCUUAUGCGCGGUCCCAUGGUAAGGUUCGGUACGGAACGGAAAGGCUGAGAGCGGACGCGGUGGCUCAAUCCAGUCACCCCGCCCUGCUCUACUCUCACCACCAGCGGUACAGCUACCACGAUCAUCAUCGUCGGGACCAGCACCACCACGACCUCCAGCGACUGCAAGAAGAGGCUUCGCUGAGCGAGAACGACAGUGAUGAACACAUCAUGGCCGGAUCACCGCUCCGCGACCAGCUGCACCAACAGGAGCUAUACCACGACAACAACCCCGACAACAGCGCCGCCACCAAGCAGUACCCGCUGCCGCCAGCGUUCCAAAACGGGUGCAAAGUCGGGUGGACAUGGAACACGGCGGACAAAUCGCACGAGGUCAGGCUGUGUGGCCGGCGUCACAGCACGGCGCUCUUCCACCCGAACUGGAGCAACGGUACGGCAGGUGUCCGCGGCACUCGUCCUCUCAAUGGUGGGGUGCACUACUGGGAGGUGCGGGUGUCCAGCCGGGUGUUCGGCACCAGCAUGAUGUUCGGGGUGGCUACAGCCCGUGCACGCUUGCAUGUCGACGCGUUCGUCAACUUGGUAGGGGAGGAUCGCGAAUCAUGGGGGAUGUCCCACAAGGGUCUCCUGUGGCACGGCGGUCGUAGCCGGGUAUACACCGCACCCUUCCGUGAAAACGAGGCCACGACCAUCGGAGUCUUUUUCGACGGCCUGCAGGGUACUCUAACCUUUUACAAGGACGGCGAAUGUCUGGGACUGGCCUUCUCCGGGCUGGACAGUGUGCAAGACGACAUCUUUCCUGUCGUCUGCUCUACCGCCGCCAAAACGGAAAUGACGUUAGGCGUGAGGCGUCGGGCUUUCCUGUCACUGCAGGACCGUUGUCGGGCAGUUGUCGUCGGAUCGCUGUGCGGCCAGAAAAAGGUGUCUGCCAUCAGCAAACUGCCGCUGCCAAACCCCAUGCGACAGUAUAUCCGAGAAGAAGCAGCAGCGAGUGCGCUGUGAGCUGUCGCACGUCGUGUAUCCCUCCGCCGUAAUUGGCCGCGUCACCGCCGUCAUCAGCCAUCUUUAAUUCGUCGAUCCCUGGGUUUUUUCUUCUCUUCGUGUCUCACCAUCAGUCGGCCGCUCGCAAAUCAUGACCACACCAUCGCUUUGUUCAUGGUCGACAAAAUCAGCAAUGAAACCUUACGUCGUCAAGGACAGAGGAAAAAAUGUCGAUGAUGCAGAUGAAAUAUGUUACCUACAUGCCCUGGAACAUAUGCCACCAGUCGCAGGUUAUUGACACGCCGUAUGUUCGCUGUUUUCUUCCUGUCAAGGUCGGACCUGCCACAGUUGUUUGAAACCAGACUUGUUUUAUGUAAUGAUCAAUGAAACUAAAAACAAAAGUCAAUCAUCAUUUUUCGAACGCUGCUUAUAAUUUCGACCCGCAAGAUGACCGUGGAACAAGGUACGUUUUUUUCCUGUUGCUACAAUGCCGUCUCCCGCUGCUGCAACGAGCGAAGAUAUUAAUUGACUUCAACAACGGCACGAGGUACAGGGGAUGUCUCUUGUGAAGCAAUGAUGCCAUGUGGGGACAACACAACCUCCAGGACACUUUAUGUCUUACGGCUCAGCGUUACAUCCCAAGUCCCCUUCUCUAGAGCGUGCAUCGAAUCCUUCAUUUCAUCAUUAUCUUGGUCAUCAUCUUUGUCCUUUUCGUCGUCUACCUUUCGUCAAGGGAUCAUCUUUCUUCGCUCAAUCGCCAUCAGUUUUGUCCCCAGUCCUCACUUCAUCGAAAUUUUUCAGAAAUGAACAUGGUACCAGUAAGGUCAACAUAUCAUCUUUGUUGACUUCUUCUCCUUCAGCGUAUCACGUGGUUGACGUCGUGGCAAUGACAGGACGUCAAGAAAGAGGACAGCACGUCAGAUCCUACGAAACAUCAUCUGCACCGUCGUCAUCAUUAUCGCUGCUGUGUUAUCACCUUAAUCGGAAGGACAACGAAAGUUGUUGAGACUGACAUCCCCCAGUCGUGGCAACACCUGAACACUGCUAUACAAUACAACGGUAGGUAGUAACCAAUUACCAAAUUACUCUUUCCCAUCGGUUUCUAUGGCGACGUCCUUCCGACACAAAGAACUUCUCAUGUCGGCAUACUCAAUUAUACAACCUACAGUCGCAAAGAUAGAGCAAUGUACAUAUCAAGAAAACUGUGCUAGAGUCUCAGUCAUAAGGUCCCCGCUAUUGUAACAGAACUGGAUCAUCAAAUGCAAUUGACUUUAAAAAAGAGAAACAAUGUAAUUGCAAUGUAAUUCAACUCUCUCUGGAGAUUUUAUUGCAAUAUUUGGCUCUUGUUAGUUUUCUAUUAUAAUACUUCGGUGUAAUAGUGAAAAAUGUUUCCAUCAUUUUGAAUUUUCUCAUAUUUUAUUUGGAUCUGAACUAGAAAACAAAAAUAUUCAGCAUCAAAGUCAUAACAUCUACAACAGGAACAUCUUUGAAAAUUUGAUGCUUUUAUCAUGAAAUCACUAUGUAGUAGAAUUUUAUCAUGUUUUUAUUUUAUCGCAGUUACUUGUCUAAUGUGUCCAGGGCCUGUAUGUACAAAGUUCUUGUUCUUUGAGUACAUUAUGUUCCUGUACAUUUCAAAUCCUCGUAAGCACGAGUGAUGGUUGGUGAACGGCAGUAGAUUUGCGAGCUGACCUUUUAGCAUUGACCUUUUGGGAGGUUGCCGAGUUCCCUACAGCUUCCAUGCAGUUAUUGUAGGCAAAUAGCGCUUACACAGAGAAUGACAUUUAUCGAGUUAGUAACGUUCUGAAUUUACGUAGCAUCUGAUCAACUCCUUUAUGAGCUCAGAGCCAACUAUGGAUAUCAGUACCGCAACUCGCAUGGCUAAAUUACAGAUAAUAUACCUUAAAUAUAGUUCUGCAAACUCGCUAGGCUAUAGAGAAUAGAUUAUUAGAUAAAAUAGUAUAGAUUAAGCGUUGGAGUCGGUAACAUGCUAAAUCCUGAGGGGGACAGUAACAGGCCCAUGUACAUCAGUAAGCUGCAAGACCUCAAAAGCAGCGAGAACACGCGUGCUACCUCUGUGUACAGCGAGGACAACACAGGGAGGUUUGGACUAGUACAGAUACAAUUAAUUUAUAACUAGCAUCAGUAGUUUAAUUCUUUUAUUUUGCACUGACUUGUUAACACCAGCUGUUCCCGCCCAUUGCACUGCUCUUGGGUUCAAAUCUCGUUUCGGACACGCUAUUUUUUCUCUGCGUGUUACAUCUGUUUACAAGGUUUGCUGUUUCGUCUUAGUUGCUAAUCCCCAUUCCGCUACCUGGAGCGUUCGUUGAGAAAAUCUGUUGCUACGUUAACUUUUUAUCAUUAUUAUCGUUGGCAACAGAUAUAACAAAGUAGGAGAUUAAUUUCUUGCUAGCUUCAAACUGUGGAAACGAAUCCACAUCCUUCCCUGUCACCUCCUAACCGCGAUCCCGUUGCCUCUCUGAGCGCUGCCAUCGAUGGUGACCCUUUUUUCUACCACCCCUUCUCUCUCUCCUGCCCUCUUUGUGGCCAGCCACUCUGUGCCAAACCAGACAGGGAUGGGAGGGGAGAGGAGGGGAGGGAAAAGUGGGUUAGCACCCCGCCCGGUAUCGAUCCCCUGCACGUUCCUAGAUAAGGUUGAGAGCCUUGUUCUACGAAGUGGAGAGCGACGUCACAAAAUGGCCGCCUUUUAUCACAGAACCGAGUCUGAGCCCCCAGCAUCUCACUUCUGUUGUUGAAAUUUCAGUUAUUCGCAUCUCGAUAAAGGCAUUGUAGGAGUGAAGACAGUUUCAUGUUGUUUUCCUUAUUUCUUUUUUUAUUUAAGAAAGACGUGGAAUCAUAACAUUUACAAUAAGCAAUGUUGAAAAACGUCAUUGUCAUUCAGGGUCGAUUUUUUCACACAGGUCGAUAGCUAAAAUGGCGGUUGUGAUUAAAGGCACGACAACAAACAGUCGAAGUACGAAGAGACAGCGGUUUUUAACAAGAAAGCUAAUAACUAAUCUUUUUUCAUACAUUCAGAGUAUGUAAUUGUAAAUGAUUGUUAGUUAAUUAAUGAAUAAUGUUCGAGCAACUGCGACAGUACAUAUCGGAAAGGUGAUGUGCAUAGCAACCUGACUUACGACGCGAGUCUAGCCAAGCCUUAGUUCUGUUUUCAGCAGCUAUUCUCCUCAAGCCAUUAGGCUCAUGUACUGACAAUGCGUGCGUUGUGGGACACGUGCGUCAAGCCGAUCAAUACGCCUGCACACCCGUCGCGGGAGUUCGUGCACGUGCAUGCACAGACAGACGAUGGUGGCAGACAACGGGUCCUACACAGCCCUGGUACAACGCUCUGAACUUUUAGUUGCCAUCUAAAAAAAGGGUUGCGGGGGGAGGGAACUCGGAAAGGAGACUCGCUAAUGCGUCAGUCCUCCACGUUCUUUAAUUUAUACUUCCUUUUUAAUUUCUUUAGUCCUCUUCCUUUCUUUCUUGUUUGCAAUUCCUUUUUGAAAUUUUACCGAACGGUUCCAAGGAAGAAAAAAAAGCAUUAGCGACCAUCCAGAGCUUCACUUACACUGCAGUCGCCGGCUGUACCCCGGUUACAGUUUACGACUGUCGUUAUAGCCGACGGGUGGCGAUCGGUGAAAGGCGCGAUGCAACUGUGAAAAGAAUGGAGUGCUUUGCAUUAAUGACCUGAGUGUGACCUUCGUUGUCGUGAAAUAUUGAUCACGCCCGGCCUUGUCGUCGUACCGUUAAGUCUCGGUUUUCGGCAGCUGCGAGCUUCGUGUCGUCUGCUUUCAUGCACGCAGUUUCGAAUGUAAGAACAAAGAACGGAUUAAAUGCAGCCGACAUUGAAUGUUUCAAGUUUGCUCCAGCUGAUAGGGAGUUGAACAAACAUCUAAAGUCUUUAUUUUAAAAAGGCAGGGAGAGGGGCUUCAGCAUUUCUCAAAAUAGUGCGUUAAAGAAAGCAAGACUGAAAAUAACCCGUGCUAUUUUAGAUUGAGUCCAUUUAACGACGUCAGUAACUUUCUCUAAAUAGUUAAUUAGCCGCCACCCCAAAGAAGAAACCGGGAGCUUUUUUAUUUUUCAAGAAACUCUUGACAGGAGCAGUCCAUUAGGCUCGACUGUGGUCACAUAGCUACUAUAAUUUUUUGUAACUAUAUUCUGUCACCUUUGUACGGUGCAAGUACAAUUUGCACGGUUUUUGAAACCGGUAUUGUUUAUUACAUAUCUAAGUGAAAUAUCGGUGCGUCAUCAUGGUGAGAAUCUGGUGCUUUCAUGUCAAAUGUACUAUUGUUUCUAGGUUGCUUUAAGUACAUAUUUUUUAAUGAUAUUCUUCAGAGCCCUGAGCUAAAAUAUGUAAUACACAGAUCAAUUUGUUAUGGAUAAAAGUGUAUUGAAAGAAAACUUGUAUGUCUUUUCUGCAGAACAUCACACACUGUCCAACAGGAAAAAAAAAUCACAACCACACACAUUUGUUGGUUAGUGUGGUUAGACUCUCGGCGUACAAUAUUUUGUGACCACUUAGCACAUUUUAAACUUUUAAUGAAACUGCUAUCAUCAACAUAUAUAUGAAUAUUUCUGAAGAAAUCAACAUCCCUCCUAUAGUAUACUGUGAAUUUUUAUCACCACAAAGUACUGUCAAUUUUUAUCACCAUAAAAUACUGUACAUAUUUUAUUGCCAAUAAUGUAUAUCUUUUUGAUGAAAACAAAUUUGAAAGAAUGAUGGAAGUAUCAGAGAGAUUUCCAUGACAUCAUGUUAUAAAGACGCACUUACAAUGUUAAAUUGGUUUGUGUGUAUAACAUCUGUACAAAACUCAUGUUGUUCAUGAUUGUUUUCAUAGCAUUGGAUUUUUAUGGGGAAGAUUGAGAAAGAAAAUGCAUUAGGGAUCAAUAUCUGACGUAUGUUUAAUGACUUGGCCAUUUUAAGGUUCCCGGUGGAGGAAUAAAAACAGCCAGUUCAAAAUGCGGCUUUACCAUAUAUCUAGUAGCAAUUGUUUAGUCGAUAAUGACUAAUCAUUUGUGUAUUAUGUAUCCCCAAAAAUGAUUUAUCAUCCAUUCGUGAAUCAUUUUUGUGUAUUCAACAUGAAUUAGUCCCUAUAAAUGAUUUAUUAUGUAUAUAUAUAGAAAUUUUAUAAGUUAUUAUUAUUUCCUUUUCCUAUAAUAUAUAGAGUGAGUCCGCGAGAUAGAUUUAGAAAGAGACUAUGACAGUUGCCUGUAUGUACUUGUCUGUUCUUAGAUUAUUCAAUAUUCAUUUGUGGAUGAGGUCUACUAGUCAAUUGUAUGAUAUUUACUAUAACUGCACAUUUUAUUUCUGUGUGGAUAUACGAGUUAAUGUGUUUGUGCAUUUUCCUGUGUGUGAGUGCGUGCGUUUGUGCGUGUGCAAUUUGACUUGUCCUGGAUGUGAGCGCGUUGGAGGACUAUGUUUACAGAACGUUUCUUGCAGGGGAACUAACUCACGGAGACAGGUGCAGUCCCUUGGCUCACAACCCGUGUAGCAACUACCCUACCUUGGCCGGAACAGUGCAAUAUUGUACAGAAGAUAUUAAUAUUUACGAUUGUAUAAAAUUCAGUAAUCAUCAUCAUAAUUAUAAUCAUCACCAUAUCGUCAUCGUCGAUUUCUUCAAGUCUUUUUUUGGUAUCAUAGUUCUCCUCACAAGGAAUUGUAUCGAUGUCGUUGGAGAUGAAUCUCAAUCUGUAAAUAGUCUAAAGUUUAUGUGUUGUAUCUAAAGUCAUUGUUUUCAUUCCUGUUAGCAUUUUAGACGCUGUAACUCAUAGCGCUAAAGUGAGCGAGUUUGCGCGCAUGCAAUAUGCGUGCACGAAUGCGGACUGAUCGGCAGCCAUUUUGAUCAUACGUUUAGGUCUUUAUCUUUUGAGUAGUCUUUAGACUGAAGAAUCUUUUCUAUAGGCUUCUUAAAGUGGGGGUUUGGGGAGGGGGAAUUAAAAUUCGCCUCUUAACCUAUUUAAGGUCGGGGAGUGGAGUGUGAGAGAUUACGUCCUGGGGCCAGCUUUAUGUGAUGAUGGUACCAUCUCCUCUCUCACUGCCUUACCUUCCCCAACCUUCUAUGGAGUCAGGUACCCAACACUGCCAGCUGGGGCGAUUAAGGGAAGCUUGCUGCGCUACUCGGGUAUCGAACCAUCGCGCCUCUCGGUUCGGACGUCAGCGCUCUAACCACUCGGUUGACACCUUUCCAAACUUCUCCAGCUUCUGUAACCAAGAAGAAGGAACUAAAAUUGCAAAAAAACCAAAAGACUGUUUUGUAAUAUCUGAAAAGUUAUAAAUUCCUGAUAUAUUGCUCUACCUUUUCUUAGAAUUUAAGGGUGUCUACUACUUAUUAAUAUUGUUUCUUUUUGGUGACUACAGCUAUUCUGUAUUAAAGAAAACUUUGUGGGAAAGACUGCAAGAAUGUACAUGAUCUUAAAAAAAAAAAAAUCGGUGGUUUGUGGAUUUUUCUAUUUGUUUUGAUCUGUAUUGAAACUUGAAGAGUGAAAAUUAUACUGAGGUAAAUAUUAUCAAUAACAUUAUGAAUUUAAACAUUUUCAUUAAUAACAUUGUAUUUAUAGGUGCGAUCUGGAUUUGAUGUGUAAAGAAUCACGAUUCUUAAUAUAAAAUGGGCAUAAUAUGCUUUUAUAUAAAUUUGUAUUUGCA